AGGGAGGUGAGAUGCCCUUCCCAAACCCCAGCCCUGCACUGGAGGAAUUGCCCUCAGCUCUCCCCAGCCCUGCAGCUGCCAUCAAGGGUGUCAUCCAGUUCCUAGAGGAAGAAAUUUAAACUCUAGAAAUCCUACUGAGAUGGGGAAAAUCAUCCUUUAUGAGCGUUCCAGCUUCCAGGGUUUAUCCAAAGAAUUCACCUCUGAUAUUGCCAAUCUAAGAGAUGCAGAUUGGAAUGAUCUUGCCUCCUCUGCAAAAGUAAUUGGCCAGCCUUGGGUGGUUUAUGAGCAUUCAAACUAUGGAGGCCAGUUUCUGGUACUUGAGGAGGGAGACCAUAGCUUUCUUGGUUCCAGGAUGAAUAACAAGGUCAGUUCUCUGCAGAUGAUCACUGAAGAUCUGAGCAAUCCUGAGAUCACUCUCUAUGAGCAUACCAACUAUCAAGGGAAGAGCAGGGUAAUAAAAGAAGCAACCAACCUGGCUGCGGGACACGACAAUGACAUCAUGUCUUCCCACAAAGUCCAGAGAGGUGCCUGGCUGCUGUGUGAGCACAGUGAUGGAAGUGGAAUUCAAUACCUUGCUCGAGAACGUGAAAACCUUCCAAAUUACAAGGCAAUCAAUUUCAAUGACAAGCUUUCCUUCCUGCGCCCCCUUCGCCCUGGCCGCUCCUAUUAGAAUGCAAAUCCUCCAAAGCUGAGGAAGAUGCAGCACCAGCAAGAAAUUUGAGACCUAGUUCUCUGCCUCUGCUUUUGUCACUUUCUUUGUGAAUUGUUUUAAAAUGUCCUUUUGAUACCAUGGCUUCUGCUAUUGUCUCUAAUCCAUUUUGUGCUGGUGCCAUUAAAGAAGCUCUUGCAAGCAA
Molecule: messenger RNA, 854 nt
Organism: Pseudopodoces humilis (Tibetan ground-tit)
Lineage: Eukaryota; Metazoa; Chordata; Aves; Passeriformes; Paridae
Source: RefSeq, a predicted model, not a curated record